GCCCACAAGUCUCCUCCCCAGCAGCAGAAGCAGACUUCUCUAUACUUUUCUUUUACUAAUGCAUUGCUUAAAAAGGACAGCUAACCCCGGGCUUCUGCAGUUGUUAAAACAUGCAGGGCCCAGUGCCAGGCUUGGAUGUGAGGGUAGCUCUGUGUUGUGGCGGACUCUGCUCCCUGCUCCUCUCUCCUCGGGCUGGGGGAUCACAGCAUCACCCACUCAGCCCCAACGAGCCCUGCAUCAGACUUGCCCUGAAGACCAAGGACACACCAAAUACAGGCUAAUGGAGGGGAUGGAGGACCUACUGUUUUACACCAUCACUGAAGGCAAAGACACCAUUCCCCUGUCACAGUUUGUCUCCGCCUUAAAGAAAACUGGUUUGUUGAUGUCUGAUCCUCGGCUGCGUGACUGUUUGAAGCAAAUAAGGCAAGCCUCGCGUGAAUCCAGCAGCCACGCCAUGAUGGACAAGGCGCUGUUCAGAAGAUGUGUGAGCAACAUAAUCCUGCUCCUGACAAAGGCAUUUAAGAAGAAGUUCAUUAUCCCUGAGUUUGAGGAGUUCACGCUGGAAAUUGAUAAAAUGUAUGAUCGUGCACAGCAACAAGAGGGAGGACAAGUGGCUGACUAUAUUCCACAGUUGGCCAAGUUCAGUCCUGAUCUUUGGGGUGUGUCUCUGUGCACUGUCGAUGGACAGAGACACUCAGUGGGUGACACUAAGGUCCCGUUCUGCCUGCAGUCCUGCGUGAAGCCCCUGGAGUAUGCCAUCGCUGUGCAUGAGCAUGGCACUGAGCAUGUGCACCAGUUUGUGGGCAAAGAGCCCAGUGGACUCAAAUUCAACAAACUGUCUCUAAACGAUGAAGAUAAACCUCACAACCCAAUGGUGAACGCUGGAGCUAUUGUGACCAGUUCUUUGAUAAAGCCCAUGUCCAAUAAGGCCGAACGGUUUGAUUAUGUUAUGGAGUUUCUCAAAAGCAUGGCGGGUGCAGAGUAUGUGGGCUUCAGUAAUGCAACGUUCCAAUCUGAGAGGGAGACUGGAGAUCGGAAUUAUGCCAUUGGAUACUACCUCAAGGAGAAGAAAUGUUUUCCAGAAAAUGCAGACAUGAUGGCAGCCCUUGACUUUUAUUUCCAGCUAUGCUCCAUUGAAGUAUCCUGUGAAUCUGGAAGUGUCAUGGCCGCCACUCUGGCCAAUGGAGGAAUCUGUCCAAUCACAGGCGAGCGCGUCCUGAGUGCCGAGGCCGUCCGAAACACACUGAGCCUGAUGCAUUCCUGUGGCAUGUACGACUUCUCCGGGCAGUUUGCUUUCCAUGUGGGGUUGCCAGCUAAGUCCGGGGUCUCUGGAGCAGUUCUGCUGGUGGUCCCUAAUGUCAUGGGUGUGAUGUGCUGGUCGCCCCCUUUGGACCGACUCGGGAACAGCGUCCGUAGCAUUCACUUCUGUCAAGAGCUUGUCUCUUACUUCAAUUUCCAUAAUUAUGACAACCUGAGACACUUCACCAAAAAACACGAUCCACGUAGAAAAUACGACGAGGACCCCAACAAGUAUGUGGUCAGUCUCAUGUUUGCAGCCUACAGUGGGGAUGUGAACACUAUGAGAAGGUUUGCCCUCUCAGGAGUGAACAUGGAACUGACCGACUACGACUCUCGCACAGCUCUUCAUAUUGCAGCAGCCGAAGGCAAAGUUGAAGCUGUAAUCUUCCUCACAGAAAUCUGCAAAGUAAAUCCAUUCAGCAAAGACAGGUGGGGGAACACACCCAUUGACGAUGCCAUGCAGUUUGGACAUAAUGUUAUUGUGUCACUCCUACAAGAUUAUCAACAGCUUUACGACAGCACUUACAGAAUCACAGACGCAGAGGCCAAGACCAUAAUGGACACUAUUAAGAGUGUUGUUUAA
This is a messenger RNA of Boleophthalmus pectinirostris (great blue-spotted mudskipper), 1882 nucleotides long. Its product is annotated as glutaminase liver isoform, mitochondrial-like. The coding region runs from base 59 to 1882 and encodes 607 amino acids. Gene Ontology annotation, biological process: L-glutamine catabolic process. The record is from RefSeq and is a predicted model, not a curated record. The transcript has 18 exons. NCBI's taxonomy places the organism in Eukaryota, Metazoa, Chordata, Actinopteri, Gobiiformes, Gobiidae. Gene Ontology annotation, molecular function: glutaminase activity; protein binding.